AUGGAGAUGUAUUUAAUGCAUGGGAUUGUGUGUGAUGAAGGGAGGAUCCACACCGACUCCCUAAACUGUGACAGUAGUCUCAGAGACAUCUUGCAGCCUUUCCAGAGGGUAUCCAGACAAAGCUUCAGUAGUUUGGUUGAUGAUGAGUACAAGGAUAUUAUCAGGCCACCACUGGUCCAGGCGAUUUUCAGUGGCGAUCCAGAAGAGAUACGGAUGUUGAUCUACAAAACCGAGGAUGUCAACGCCUUGGAUGCUGAGAAACGAACUCCUCUUCAUGUUGCAUCAUUCCUGGGAGAUGCAGACAUCAUUGAGCUUCUCAUUUUGUCAGGCGCUCGUGUUAAUGCCAAGGACAAUAUGUGGCUGACUCCUCUCCAUCGAGCAGUUGCUUCAAGAAGUGAAGAAGCAGUGCAAGUAUUGAUUAAGCACUCGGCCGAUGUCAAUGCUCGGGACAAGAACUGGCAGACACCAUUGCACGUGGCAGCUGCAAACAAGGCAGUGAAGUGUGCGGAAGUCAUCAUCCCCAUGCUGAGCAGCGUCAACGUCUCUGACCGAGGCGGGCGGACGGCAUUGCACCAUGCGGCUCUGAAUGGCCACAUUGAGAUGGUGAACUUACUCUUAGCCAAGGGGGCAAACAUCAACGCUUUUGACAAAAAGGACCGAAGAGCUCUUCACUGGGCAGCGUACAUGGGUCACCUGGAAGUUGUUGCCUUACUGAUUAAUCAUGGUGCAGAAGUGACUUGUAAAGACAAGAAGGGUUACACCCCACUUCAUGCAGCUGCAUCCAAUGGGCAAAUUAACAUUGUGAAACACCUCCUUAACCUGGGGGUAGAGAUUGAUGAAAUGAACAUCUAUGGAAAUACUGCACUUCACAUUGCCUGUUACAAUGGUCAGGAUUCUGUUGUUAAUGAGCUGAUUGACUAUGGUGCUAAUGUAAAUCAGCCUAAUAAUAAUGGAUUCACUCCCUUGCAUUUUGCUGCUGCCUCCACUCAUGGAGCACUGUGUCUUGAACUACUAGUGAAUAAUGGGGCAGAUGUUAACAUUCAGAGUAAGGAUGGGAAGAGCCCGCUGCACAUGACAGCUGUCCAUGGGAGGUUCACACGGUCGCAGACCCUCAUUCAGAACGGAGGGGAAAUCGACUGUGUUGAUAAGGAUGGUAACACCCCUCUGCAUGUGGCUGCAAGAUACGGACAUGAGCUUUUGAUUAACACCCUCAUAACCAGCGGAGCUGAUACUGCCAAGUGUGGGAUCCACAACAUGUUCCCUUUACACUUAGCGGCGCUGAAUGCUCACUCAGACUGCUGCAGGAAAUUGUUGUCAUCGGGCUUUGAAAUAGACACCCCUGAUAGUUUUGGAAGAACGUGCCUCCACGCUGCCGCUGCAGGAGGUAAUGUUGAAUGUAUAAAACUCUUGCAAAGCAGUGGAGCAGAUUUUAAUAAGAAGGACAAAUGUGGGAGAACACCUUUGCACUAUGCAGCUGCAAAUUGUCAUUUCCACUGUAUUGAGACACUGGUGACAACAGGAGCCAAUGUUAAUGAAACAGAUGACUGGGGACGCACCCCUUUGCACUAUGCUGCUGCUUCUGACAUGGACCGAAAAAAGAAUAUUUUAGGUAACUCCCAUGAAAAUGCUGAAGAACUUGAAAGAGCCAGUGAGAUGAAGGAAAAAGAAGCUGCAUUGUGUCUAGAGUUCCUUCUACAAAACGAUGCCAAUCCAUCCAUCCAAGACAAAGAGGGGUACAACACUGUACAUUACGCUGCUGCGUAUGGGCACCGGCAGUGUUUGGAACUGCUUCUGGAGAAAACCAACAAUAUGUUUGAGGAAUCUGAUUCUGCAGCUAUGAAAAGUCCUUUGCAUUUAGCUGCCUAUAAUGGUCAUCAUCAAGCCUUGGAGGUACUUCUCCAAUCGCUGGUAGAUCUGGAUAUUAAGGACGAGAAGGGACGUACUGCUUUGGACCUGGCUGCGUUUAAAGGACAUGCAGAGUGCGUGGAAGCUCUCAUUAGCCAGGGUGCUUCUGUCACUGUAAAAGACAAUGUCACCAAAAGGACCCCCCUCCAUGCCUCAGUCAUUAAUGGCCAUACACCUUGUUUACGGUUGUUGCUAGAAGUUGCAGACAACCCUGACGUGACAGACGCCAAAGGACAAACCCCACUAAUGCUUGCAGUGGCAUAUGGGCACAUUGAUGCUGUUUCUUUAUUACUUGAAAAAGAAGCAUCUGUAGAUGCAGCUGAUCUCCUGGGAUGCACAGCUUUACAUCGAGGGAUUAUGACUGGGCACGAAGAGUGUGUUCAGAUGCUGUUAGAGAAAGAAGUAUCUAUUUUAUGUAAAGACGCCAGAGGCAGAACACCUCUGCACUUUGCAGCAGCUCGGGGUCAUGCCACUUGGCUGAGUGAAUUACUGCAGAUAGCACUUUCAGAGGAAGACUGCAGUUUGAAAGAUAAUCAAGGUUAUACACCGCUGCACUGGGCUUGUUACAACGGUCAUGAAAACUGCAUAGAGGUACUAUUGGAACAAAAAUUUUUCCGCACAUUCUAUGGUAACAGUUUCUCUCCAUUGCACUGUGCCGUAAUCAAUGAUCAUGAAAACUGUGCAUCACUGCUCAUCGGAGCCAUCGAUGCCAGCAUUGUCAAUUGCAAAGAUGACAAAGGAAGAACACCCCUUCAUGCAGCAGCCUUCGCGGAUCAUGUGGAGUGCCUCCAGCUCCUCCUGAGUCACAGCGCACAAGUGAAUGCUGCGGAUCACGCAGGGAAAACACCUCUCAUGAUGGCAGCUCAAAAUGGUCACAUAGGUGCUGUAGACUUUUUGGUGAACAUUGCCAAGGCUGACCUGACAUUAAAAGAUAAGGAGUUGAAUACAUCUUUGCACUUGGCUAGCAGUAAAGGUCAUGAAAAAUGUGCCUUGUUAAUACUUGACAAGAUACAAGAACAGAGCCUUAUUAAUGCAAAAAAUAAUGCAUUGCAGACACCUCUCCAUAUUGCUGCACGAAACGGCUUAAAGAUGGUGGUUGAAGAGUUGCUAGCCAAAGGGGCAUGUGUCCUAGCAGUAGAUGAAAAUGUUUCUAGGUCAAAUGGACCACGACCCUCGCCUGCACCAGAUGUACAAAAGGAAGAAUGAGACUUUGUAAACAAAAACAAAAAACUAAACAAAAAGCUAUCAUGAACUAACCAGCUGUACCAAGAGGACCAAAAUGCUUCAGUAAUUAAAUGGAAGACUUUGAUACUUUUAUUUUUUCUUCAAAUGUGAGUGACAUAAUGAAGUAGUUUUUCUAAACCAUAAAAAUAUAAACUUUUGAGGUAAUGAGUAGUCUUGAGUGAAUUUUACAUUUUAUGACGCAAGUUUCAAGUUGACAUUUGUAACUGAUGAUGUGUUGACCACAGUUUGGUUGUUGUUUUUUUUUCCAGACUAAAGAAUAUGUUCAUAUACUUUUAAUGUAAAUGUGUUUAUAUUUAUUCAAAAUGAAACAAAUGCCCAGGAAAAAUAACUAUGGCU
Messenger RNA from Nipponia nippon (crested ibis), 3486 nucleotides. The record is from RefSeq and is a predicted model, not a curated record. Lineage: Eukaryota; Metazoa; Chordata; Aves; Pelecaniformes; Threskiornithidae.